UAGACGCCUUUCUUACCUCUUGUCCUCCUUCAUCGAUCAGCCUGCUGUACCCCCGUCGCUGUGGCCAUGCCCGUACCCUCCCUCCAGCAGCAAGGACGAGACCAAUGGUCUACGACGAGCCCUUUGUCCAUCAAGUCAACGUUCACAUUUCGUCUAUCGUCAGGGUCGCAUCAAUCACCUCGGUGCGGAUGGGGAUGGAAAUUUUCCAUUGAAUACGGGAACGAAAUCUUUUUGCAGGACUGCACAAAGCUCGUGGCCUAUUUCGAUUACACUGCUCCAAGGGGCACAGACUUUUUUGGCCCGUCAUUGACAGUAUCGGGUGCAAUCAGUGGUCCGUCGGUAUUGCACUCUCUUGGUGACAACGUCGAUAUCAAAUUGGGUCCAUCGGCGGCACCACAGAUUGUCAAAGGUACUCUUGGGUCGUGCCAUCUGUCGUUGACGGAUGCAGUCUUCACUCUCGAGUUCACAGUCACCUUCCCUUUCCACGAGACCAUCUUCUCGCCGAUCGGUGCCAAAGCGACCUUCUCUUCGAGGGCUUCGGGGGCUUUAAGGGACAUGAUUGAAACAGGAGAACUCAUCGACACCAAAUUUUACUUGUUCAGUCGUCGGCUGGGAGAAGGCCAGGCUUAUUGUCCCAAAGCUCUGUUUAGCAGCAGCCGUGUGAUACUAGGGGCGAGUGAUUACAUCGAUACCUUGCUUGAUGGGAGCGCCUUUUCUGAGUCGAAACAGGUCGAUAUCGAUGAGCCCAUCGACAUCCAAGCAGGACCCUAUUCGACUAGUGCGAACGGGCCAGCUGGCAGCUCGAACUGGAGGUCUCGGUCUUCUGCGCCCAUCAAGGCUCACCCACGACUGGGUCGAGUAUGCGUCCUGAAAGACAUCGCGCACAAGACAUUCAAAGCUUUCCUGGUAUAUCUGUACACUGAAGACAUCACAUUCACGAACAUCAAGUCGAAGACAUCGCCUCCCUCGAACUUUGGUCCAGGCUGCUCUCCAAAGUCCAUGUAUCGCCUUGCUGAUAUGAUCAAUCAUGAACCACUCAAGAAGCUGGCUCUGGCCAACCUUCGAACACAGCUAACCAAAGAGAACAUCUGCUCGGAAGUUUUCUCGGAGUUUACUUCAUGGUAAGGACAUCGCUUAUUUCAAGUCCUUUGAAUGACGAGCAUAUAUUACGACAGGUACCCUGAAAUCUUGGACAUG
This is a messenger RNA of Desarmillaria tabescens, 1197 nucleotides long. RefSeq lists its product as uncharacterized. The record is from RefSeq and is a predicted model, not a curated record. Bases 67 to 1125 code for a protein of 352 amino acids. The transcript is spliced from 6 exons. Lineage: Eukaryota; Fungi; Basidiomycota; Agaricomycetes; Agaricales; Physalacriaceae.